ACCUGACGGUGUUUGACGUACUACGAAAAUAUAGAAAGAUCGAACCUCGCCGACCCGGCAAUAGUUUCGCAUUUUCCGACCAAAUUGUCCUAGAUAAUUUGUUGGAAAGGAUCGAGUUUAGGUUCUAAUAACUUGCAUUCACCGGCCACGGGAUGUUUUCGACGAUGAAAUCGCUCAUGACCACAGUGGUCCGAGCGGAGCAAGUUCUUGCUCGAUCCUACGCCGCCAAGGCAGCGGCUAAGACCGCAGCUGGAGCGCAGGGCAAAGUUGUUGCCGUCAUCGGUGCCGUCGUGGACGUGCAGUUCGACGAUAUGCUGCCUCCGAUCCUGAACGCGCUGGAGGUGCAGGGCCGCCAGUCCCGUCUGGUGCUGGAGAUUGCGCAACAUCUUGGCGAGAACACCGUCCGCACGAUUGCCAUGGACGGUACUGAGGGUCUGGUACGUGGCCAGCGCGUAGUCGAUACUGGUUCCCCCAUCCGUAUUCCGGUCGGCGCGGAAACCCUCGGUCGCAUCAUCAACGUAAUCGGCGAGCCGAUCGAUGAGCGCGGUCCAAUCGAAACCAACUUGUCGGCCCCGAUCCACGCCGAGGCGCCCGCGUUCGUAGACAUGAGCGUCGAACAGGAGAUCCUGGUCACCGGAAUCAAGGUCGUCGACCUGCUGGCCCCGUACGCGAAGGGUGGCAAGAUUGGUCUGUUCGGCGGUGCCGGUGUCGGCAAGACCGUCUUGAUCAUGGAGUUGAUCAACAACGUUGCCAAGGCGCACGGUGGUUACUCCGUGUUCGCCGGAGUCGGUGAGCGCACGCGUGAAGGCAACGAUCUGUACAACGAGAUGAUUGAGGGCGGCGUUAUCUCCCUGAAGGACAAGUCCUCCAAGGUAGCUCUGGUGUACGGCCAGAUGAACGAGCCCCCCGGCGCCCGUGCCCGUGUCGCCCUGACCGGUCUGACCGUGGCUGAGUACUUCCGUGACCAGGAGGGUCAGGAUGUGCUGCUUUUCAUCGACAACAUCUUCCGUUUCACCCAGGCUGGUUCGGAAGUGUCCGCUCUGCUAGGUCGUAUCCCGUCCGCUGUCGGUUACCAGCCGACCCUGGCCACGGACAUGGGUAGCAUGCAGGAGCGCAUCACCACGACGAAGAAGGGCUCCAUCACCUCGGUGCAGGCCAUCUACGUGCCGGCUGACGAUCUGACUGAUCCGGCUCCGGCCACCACCUUCGCUCACUUGGAUGCCACCACUGUGCUGUCGCGUGCCAUCGCUGAGCUGGGCAUCUACCCGGCCGUCGAUCCACUCGAUUCGACCUCGCGUAUCAUGGACCCGAACAUCAUCGGAGCCGAGCACUACAAUAUUGCCCGUGGCGUGCAGAAGAUCCUGCAGGACUACAAGUCGCUCCAGGACAUCAUCGCUAUCCUGGGUAUGGACGAGUUGUCCGAGGAGGACAAGCUGACCGUGGCUCGCGCCCGCAAGAUCCAGCGCUUCCUCUCGCAGCCCUUCCAGGUUGCCGAGGUGUUCACUGGCCACGCCGGCAAGCUUGUGCCGCUCGAAGAGACGAUCAAGGGCUUCACCAAGAUCCUGAACGGAGAUCUGGACCAUCUGCCAGAGGUCGCCUUCUACAUGGUCGGACCGAUCGAGGAGGUCGUCGAGAAGGCCGAGCGUCUCGCCAAGGAAGCUGCCUAAGACGAGCCAAUCGAUGCACAGAAACGUCAGGAAGAAGCGUCUAAUCAGAAUCAUCUUUCGAAGAAUGGGACCUGCUGAAGAAGAUCCUCCCGCGUUCGUUCCUCCCACAUCUUAGAGAAGAUUUUCUUCAAUCACGUCCAAUUCUACUCGGAUUCGGAUGAUCGUGUGGUCACAAGUCACGAAGUUAGUGUUAGAAUGUAAGCAAAGCAUGAAUCACUGGAAGGAGGAACGAGUUGUAUAUUUGUUAGUUUCAUUAAAAAUAAUGAACUCAAAUGUA
Molecule: messenger RNA, 1944 nt
Organism: Anopheles coustani
Lineage: Eukaryota; Metazoa; Arthropoda; Insecta; Diptera; Culicidae
Product: ATP synthase subunit beta, mitochondrial
Exons: 2
Coding region: 153-1667 (504 amino acids)
Biological process (GO): proton transmembrane transport; proton motive force-driven mitochondrial ATP synthesis
Molecular function (GO): ATP hydrolysis activity; ATP binding; proton-transporting ATP synthase activity, rotational mechanism
Source: RefSeq, a predicted model, not a curated record